Molecule: messenger RNA, 1664 nt
Organism: Humulus lupulus (European hop)
Lineage: Eukaryota; Viridiplantae; Streptophyta; Magnoliopsida; Rosales; Cannabaceae
Exons: 7
Coding region: 789-1268 (159 amino acids)
Biological process (GO): fatty acid biosynthetic process; tricarboxylic acid cycle; acetyl-CoA biosynthetic process
Cellular component (GO): cytosol
Molecular function (GO): ATP citrate synthase activity
Source: RefSeq, a predicted model, not a curated record
AGGACAGGAGGACUAUAACAGGUGGAAUUUUAUGAGAGUGAGAUACUUGAUUUUAUGUUGGUAUUUUAGGCAUAAAAACAUGGGGCGCAGUAAGGAUAUGUUUGAAAGAAAAAAUGCUGAACUUAAGGCCACUGAUCUACCACUCCAAAUGGACACAACCAUAAUAAUAUUAAUGUUUUCUUCAAAAGCUAAUUGCUUUUUCUUCAAUAUUUGCCUCUGUGGACACCAUAACAGCCAUAAAGAGUUAUAUAGCUUCAACCCCAUUACUGAAAUUAACAAAUUUGUUUCUUCUCUCUUUUGUUCUCUUCUGUUACUCUAUUUUUUAUGGUCAUUUAAAUUCAAUUGAUAGUUAAAAUAAAUCAGAAAGUGGUGGAGAUUGGACCUUUUUAUUUAUUAAUUUCCAUAGUGUAAAUUCAGUAGUGUUGAGAAGCAAACAAUAAAAUUGUAUUAAUUUUUUUAGCAGAAGAGAGAGCGAGAGAAAGAGAGAGAGAGAGAGAGAGAGAGAGAGAGAUGCUAUACAUAGUGGGAUUGGGAUUGGGUGACGAGAGAGACAUAACUCUUAGAGGCUUAGAGGAAGUGAAGCAAUGCGACAAGGUCUACAUCAAAUCUUAUACUUCUCUUCUCUCUUUCGGUAUCUCUUCAGAUGGCCUUUCUACCCCGGAAAAACUUUAUGGAAGGCCAGUGAUUCUUGCCGAUAGAGAAAUGGUUGAGGAAAAAGCCGAUGAAAUACUCUCAACUGCUCGUGUUUCUGAUGUGGCUUUCCUUGUAGUUGGUGACCCUUUUGGGCCAUGAUAGAGAAAACAAAUCUGGACCCAAGUGAAGUUGGGGAUAUAGUUGUUGGUACUGUUUUGCCACCUGGUUCACAAAGAGCAACAGAGUGCAGAACGGCAGCAAUCUAUGCUGGUUUUCCUGAUGCUGAGGGAUUUCAGAAACACUUUUUUGGUCAAGAAGAAAUAGCCAUCCCAGUCCAUUCAUCCAUUGAAGCAGCUUGUGCCGCACACCCUACUGUUGAUGUCUUUAUCAACUUUGCUUCAUUUAGAAGUGUUGUUGCCUCUUCAAUGUCUGUACUAAAGCAACCAACCGUUCGAGUUCAGGCUAUCAUUGCUAAAGGUGUACUCGAGUCUGAUGCUAAGCAAUUGAUUGUGGCUAUCAUUGCAUUAUUUGCUUAUGAUCGAGUUGUGGCUAUCAUUGCAUUAUUUGCUUCUGAAAAUUUGAGAAACUUCAUGUUGCAGAAACUAUUAGUACUAAAGAAUUAUGUCAACAUGUAAUAAGAAGAAUCACUAUAACCUAUCUGCUGUGUAUGUCUCGCAAUGUGUUUAUCUAGGCUAUCAAAAAGUGGUUAAAACAACUAGUGACCAUAACUGUUUUAACAAGAUUCCUCAAGUUCACUUACUUUGGUUCAGCUGCAGAGUUAGUUAAGUUGAUUUUUUAGUUUUGUUUUCGGGUUGGUUCUUUUGUAUUUUGGUGCACGUAUAUAAGUGAACCUUGCAUCAUUAUUUAUGUACACAGAUUUAGAGAGCAUUAAGAGAAAAAGAAGAGAGAAAGAGAGAGUUCAGUGAGUUAUAGAGGUUGGAGUUAAAGAGAGAGCAUUAUUUAUGUACACUAUUGUUGAUCAGUGUUGAAUGUUUUAAACUAAUUUGUGGAUUGUUAAUACAAUGUUGAAU